This is a messenger RNA of Alosa sapidissima (American shad), 3380 nucleotides long. It is a transcript of the gene ercc4, whose product is annotated as excision repair cross-complementation group 4. NCBI's taxonomy places the organism in Eukaryota, Metazoa, Chordata, Actinopteri, Clupeiformes, Clupeidae. The record is from RefSeq and is a predicted model, not a curated record. Gene Ontology annotation, cellular component: nucleotide-excision repair factor 1 complex. Gene Ontology annotation, molecular function: damaged DNA binding; single-stranded DNA endonuclease activity; single-stranded DNA binding. The coding region runs from base 319 to 3021 and encodes 900 amino acids. The transcript is spliced from 11 exons. Gene Ontology annotation, biological process: double-strand break repair via homologous recombination; resolution of meiotic recombination intermediates; nucleotide-excision repair involved in interstrand cross-link repair.
CAACCUUACGCAACAUCCUGCGAAUUCAAAACAGAUCAGAACAACAGUACAUGUUGCUUUCACGCGCCGAUAUAGCCUGCAUUUUGUAUUUUAAAACAAUGCAAAAGUAAGAGGGUCGAUAUUAAAUAUGGCCCAUUUCAGGAAAGAAUACAAUUCGGGUCUUGAUUGGAUCAGAGAUAGCAAAUCUUGAUUUUCAACAACAUAACUUGCCUGUGCAUUGUAUUGAACUCUUGCUAGCUCGCCCUGUGAAAAGGGACAAUUGUAGCCUUUGACAGUUGCAUGUAGCCUAGCGUGUACAGCUCAAAGCCAAAAAAUACGAUGGCGGGUCCUCUCUUGGAGUAUGAGACAGAGAUGUUUUUGAGCCUCUUCACCACGGACGGAUUAUUGGUGACAGCAGAGGGACUAGGCAUCGACCGAAUUCUCCUACAGUUCUUGAGAGUGUAUUCCGAGGAGGGAAGUCUGGUCCUCCUCCUCAACACAACUGAACCUGAACAGGAAUACUUCACGGAACAACUCCGCGCUGAGGGGGUGAGCCACCUUCCGAGAACCGUGACCAGCGAGGUACAGGGCAGCGAACGCUAUGAUGUUUACACGCAGGGUGGGGUUCUCUUCGUCACCAGCCGUAUCUUGGUCGUGGAUUUCCUCACAGAGAGAAUACCUGCCCACCUUAUCUCAGGGAUCUUGGUUUAUCGGGCCCACAAGAUCAUUGAAUCAUGUCAGGAGGCCUUUAUCCUGCGGCUGUUCAGGCAGAAGAAUAAGACUGGUUUCAUCAAGGCUUUCACAGACAAGGCCACGUCCUUCUCCUCGGGCUUCUGUCAGGUGGAACGUGUCAUGAGGAACCUCUUUGUCAAGAAGCUCUUCCUGUGGCCCAGAUUCCAGGCAUCUGUGAAGUGCGUGCUGGACCGCCACAAGCCAGAUGUGGUGGAGCUCCAUGUGGCGCAGACGCUGGCCAUGCGGGCCAUCCAGAGCUCUGUGCUGGACAUUUUGAACGCCUGCCUGAAGGAGCUGAAACGCUACAACCCCAGCUUGGAGGCCGAAGACCUCUCCCUGGAGAACUCGCUUGGCACUGCGUUUGAGAAGACUGUUCGUCAUUAUCUGGAUCCCUUAUGGCACCAGCUGGGAGCCAAGACCAAGUCUCUGGUGCAUGAUCUGAAAAUCCUGAGAACCCUCCUCCUCUACCUUACCCAGUACGACUGUGUGACCUUCCUCAACCUGCUGGAGUCCCUUCGUUCGAGCCAGAAGAACUUUGGAAGCAACUCAGGAUGGCUCUUUUUGGACUCCAGCAACUCCAUGUUUGUGAACGCUCGUCACCGUGUCUACAGCAUCCCCGAGGCCAAGAAGAGGCAGAAGGUGGGGGAGGAGAAGGAGCAGAAGAAGCCCACUCCCGUGGAAGUUAAAAGAGUUCUGGUGCUGGAGAGGAACCCUAAGUGGGAGGCUCUGUCAGAGGUGAUGCGGGAGAUUGAGAAGGAGAACAGCAGCCGGGAGGAUACUCCAGGUCGGGUUCUAAUAUGUGCUAGCGAUGACCGCACCUGUGCUCAGCUGAGGGAGUACGUUCAGCGUGGGGCCGAGGCCCUGCUGACCCGUCUGUACCACCGCACCAUCGGGAAAGGGGAGGCCUUCACCGUCUCCACCUCGGAGCUGGCCAAACAAACCAAACGACCGGGCAACAAGGAGGGCCCCAGCAAGAACUCGAAGGGCAAACGGCCCAAAGCCAAGCAGGGAAAAGCCGGCGCCAAGAGCCCCCGACCCUCUCUCACCCUCACCCAGAUGAUGGGGAGGGAGGGAGAGGAGGAUGCCAUGCGCAGCGGAGGAGAGGAAGAACGAGGCAAAUCGGUGGAGGGGGAGGAAGAGGAGCUGGAGGAAGAGGAGCUGGAUUUGAAUCUGUCCUCGGACUCCUACUACGGCAUUCUCAAAGAGCCGCUGACAGUCAUUCACCCGCUGCGGGGGUGCAGUGACCCCUACGGUCUGACACGGGUCCUGCACGAGGUGGAGCCCACCUAUGUGGUGCUGUACGACGCCGAGCUCAGCUUUGUGCGUCAGCUGGAGAUUUAUAAAGCCAGCCGGCCAGGAAAGCCUCUGCGGGUUUACUUCCUUAUCUACACUGGCUCCACUGAGGAGCAGAGAUACCUGACAGCCCUGCACAAAGAGAAGCAAGCAUUUGAGCACCUCAUCAGGGAGAAAGCUACCAUGGUAGUACCCGAGGAGAGAGAGGGGAGAGGGGACACCAAUUCUGAUCUGGUGAGAAGUCAGGAGCCGGCCAACGCCACGACCAACACGCGCAAAGCAGGGGGUCAGGAAGUGAAGGAGCCCACCCGCGUGAUCGUGGACAUGCGCGAGUUCCGCAGCGAGCUGCCGUCCCUGCUGCACCGGCGCGGGCUGGACAUCGAGCCGGUCACACUGGAGGUGGGCGACUACAUCCUGACGCCGGAGCUGUGCGUGGAGCGCAAGAGCGUGAGCGACCUGAUCGGCUCACUGCAGAGCGGGCGCCUCUACUCGCAGUGCCUGUCCAUGACGCGCUACUACCGCCGGCCCGUGCUGCUCAUCGAGUUCGACCCUGCCAAGCCCUUCUCGCUGGUGGGGCGUGGUGACCUGCGGGCCGAGAUCUCGGCCUCGGACAUUACCUCGCGCCUCACACUCCUCACGCUGCAUUUCCCGCGCCUGCGCCUCCUCUGGUGCCCCUCGCCCCACGCCACCGCCGAGCUCUUCCACGAGCUGAAGCGCGGCCGGCAGGAGCCGGACGCCGCCGCCGCACAAGCCGUCACCGCCGAGUCGGACACUGUCGCCGAGUCGGCUGACCUAUACAACCCCGGGCCGUACGACAUGCUGCUGCGAAUGCCCGGCGUCAGCACCAAGAACUGCCGGGCACUUAUCAAGCACGUGAACAGCCUGGCAGAGUUGGUCACUCUCAGUCAGGAGAGGCUGGCAGAGAUCCUGGCCAGUGCCAACAAUGCCAGGCAGUUGUACGAAUUCCUGCACUUCACUUCAGAGGUCAGUGUAGGGCAGAAAGGGAAACGGUCUUAAACAGAACUAUUGAGACCCUCAGAGAGGAUGCUGCCAUGAAGUGUUGAGGUUGCAGGUUGAGGGUAAUUUAGAAUCUGGCGGUAUUUUAUUACAGAAUGAUUUGGAAAUUCAAAGCCAUGUGGAAUGUGGAAUUAAUGCCUUAAUGUCUUCAGGCUCUCUAAGGACUUUAACUUAAAAGUUUUUCUAUGUAAGAUGGCAAAAUGUUUCACACUGUGGUGUACAUGCACUCGUUUAAAAAUGUGUAGUAAUUUUGUAAUUUUGCUAAAUUAUUUUGUGAAAGUGCAGGACAAAAUGAAAUAUGAAAGUGUUUUUUUUUAUAUUUUAUUGUAGAAUAAAAUGUGGAAGCAGUAUGAAAAGCA